Molecule: messenger RNA, 3458 nt
Organism: Leguminivora glycinivorella
Lineage: Eukaryota; Metazoa; Arthropoda; Insecta; Lepidoptera; Tortricidae
Gene: Oseg4
Product: WD repeat-containing protein 35
Exons: 22
Coding region: 83-3199 (1038 amino acids)
Biological process (GO): intraciliary retrograde transport; non-motile cilium assembly; protein localization to cilium
Cellular component (GO): intraciliary transport particle A; non-motile cilium
Molecular function (GO): protein binding
Source: RefSeq, a predicted model, not a curated record
UUACUACACCAGUGUACUAAAACAAAUAUUAUAUUAAUUAAAUUAAAUACCUUUAUUAGCUUUUUGUGCGUACAUCCUCAAAAUGUUCAUUUAUAUGAGUAAAAAGAUUGCCAUUCCAAAGCAGUCAAAUGUAACUUGUAUAUCAUGGAACCAUUCCUCAGGUUACAUUGCGGUGGGUGGAGAAGAAGGAAUGUUAAAAGUUUUAAAAUUAGAGUCUGGUGGUGGAGGCAAUCUGUCUAUGAACUUGAGUCUGGAAGGGCACACGGGCCAAUUACGAGUGGCUAUUUGGAAUGAAGUCUAUCAGAAACUGACUACAAGUGAUGAACAUGGAGUCAUCAUUGUCUGGAUGCUGUAUAAGGGGUCCUGGUAUGAAGAAAUGAUAAAUAAUAGAAACAAAUCUACUGUCUCAAGUAUGGCUUGGGGCUCUGAUGGUCAAAAGAUAUGCAUUGCCUAUGAAGAUGGUGCUGUGAUUGUUGGAUCCGUGGAUGGAUCCAGGGUUUGGGGUAAGGACAUAAAGGGGCCCGGUCUAGCUGCUGUGCAGUGGUCUCCUGACAACACCCAGUUGCUGUUUGCUUUGGUCGGUGGAGAGUUGCAGUUGUAUGAUGACCAAGGAAAUUUAACAAUGCCAGUAGCUAUAAAUGGUGUGACGGGCUCAAUGGAAGUGGUCGCGAUGGACUGGUACGCUGGCAAGGCGCCGCCCAACCGGCCCGUGUUGAUGAUCUGUUACAAAAGCGGACUUAUAUUGCUGAUGAAAAACUGCGUGGAAGAAGAUAGCAUAGUAGUAGAAACCAACAUGAAGGCAAUAUACUGCCAUUGGAACCACAACGGAACUGUGUUGGCGGCCGCCGGGUGCACAUCGGACCAGACAAACGUGGUACAAUUCUUCAGCGCCUAUGGAGAACACAUUCGAACAUUACGAGUCCCUGGUGGAGCGAUGCGCUCGCUGUCCUGGGAGAAACGGUCCCUGCGCCUCGCUAUCGCCAUCGAUUCCUUCAUCUACUUCGCCAACGUGAAGCCCGACCAUAAGUACGCAUUUUACGGAAACACGCUCGCAUACGUGUCUGGCACGGAAACCGUUACAUUCUGGGACACAGUUACAUUACAGUCAUGGGUAAACCACAUUCCGGACGUGAUAGAUAUGUGCGGCACGGAUGAGUAUUGUGUUAUUGCCACGCUCAAUAUGCUGAUUAUCUCAAAUCAGCAAGGGAUCCAAUGUGACGCUAAGGUAGUGAGUAUUCCCAUGGUAUACGUGGCUAUCAACAGCAAAGCCACGGUCGUUGCAGCAUCCAAAGAAUCAUUUGUGGUCUGGAAGUUUUCUACGCCGUCUAGACCAAGAAGCACAGAGCAUUUAUUUCGCGCUGACGGGACGCCGGUAACAACGGGAGAUGUCAGCUACCAAGAUGACACCAUAUGCUGUAUAACUUGCUCUGAAAGCCAUCUGCUGGUGGGAAGAGAUUCUGGAACUAUCCUCUUCUUCUCGCUUGUGAACUUCAAGAAGAUUACGUCUAUCAAUAUGAACUCGAGGCCGUACAAGUUGGGACUUAAUUCUAAUUCCAGCAAAUUCUACGUAAUCGAUCAGCCCGGUUCAUUAUACCUCCUAGACACUGACAUGGCUAACAACAUAAACGUGGGGCAGGCGCUACGCAAAGACGUGUGGAGCGCACUGUGGGCGAGCGAUAAUCCACAGAUGCUGGCCGUGGCUGAAAAGGCGCGCCUUUAUGUCAUGAGGGAUACAGAACCAGAGGAACCGCUUGCGAUGCAGGGCUAUCUGUGCACAUUUAAGGAACUGGAGAUCACAACAGCGCUACUAGACGGUAUCGCAGACAAGUGCACGCCGCAGCACAUCGUGCGAGUGGAGGUCAAGUCUCUGAGAGACACUCGCCAGCUCAUCGAGAAGGUCGGCUUGAAGGAGGCCGAGAAUUUCAUAAAGGAUAACCCACACCCGCAGCUAUGGUUGCUAUUAGCUGAAGCAGCAUUAAAAAACUUAGAAAGCGAGUCAGCUUUAGAGACGGCAGAGGCGGCAUUCGUGCGGCGCAACGACUAUGCGGGCAUUAGAUUCGUCUCUCGACUGAACGCGCUGCAUUCUAACGCGCUGAAGAAGGCGGAAAUACUCGCUUACUUUAAAGAUUUUGAUGCAGCUGAGAAGAUAUACCAUGAUGAAGAUAGGAGAGAUUUGGCGAUAGCACUCCGCAAGCGUCUCGGUCACUGGUUCCGAGUAGUGGAACUCCUCAAGCAAUCCGCAAGCACGACGGACGCGCAAGUCAAGCAGGCCUACAGCAACAUUGGUGACUACUACAUAGACCGGCAGAAUUGGACUGGAGCCCUCGAGUAUUACACAAUGUCCAAUAACACAGAGGGGCUGAAGAAAUGUUACAUGGCGCUGGAGGACAACGAAGCCCUAUCGAAGCUGUUUACCAGCUCGCCUAGGCAACCUAAGGAUGCACCAAUAAAAACGAACAUGGACGAAAUGGGUGACAUCAUCAAUGAAACACCUUCCAUCCAAGGAAUUAUGCAGCUGAAGGAGACGGGUCGCAUGUUACAGGCUGCGGCCAUGGCAUUUCAGCUUGCUAACAUCGAAGCCUCAAAAUGCGUGUCGCCGUCGCGUGUAAAGAAAUUAUAUAUCUUAGCGGGACACCUGUAUACUCAGAAUUCUGUGGAUGGAGCUAAAGUGCGAGAAGCCACGCGAAGUUUCCGGCUGGGCGCGGCGCAGCACUGGUUCGAGAUGGCGGCCGAGCGCGCGCUGGCCCGCCCUCCGCGCCCCGACGCGGCGCUACGUGCGGCCGGACGGUUGCUCGCGGUUGUCGACGACUUGAAUCCCGCGCAGCACCUGCAGGUUUGGUGUACCAUUGCAUCGAUAGCAGUGGAAGCAAGAGCAUACGAAUUAUGUUCGAAGGCAUUCAUCAAACUCGAAGCAAUCGAUCCCGAGAAUUUUGAAAAGUUGGCAAUAGAAAUCUUCACGAGAUGUAAACCUAAGGACGUGAAAGGAAAUAAAAUCGACUGCUCUAAUUGUAACGCCGCCAUACCCGAAUGGUGCGCGGUGUGCCCUGGCUGCGACACCGUGUUCCCGGGCUGCGCGGUGUCCGCGCGCGCACUGGUGGCGCCGCGCGCCGUGUGGACGUGCAGCGCCUGCGGGGCGCGCGCCAUGCAGCACGAGCUCGUGCUGCGCCACUCCUGUCCUAUGUGUCACGCGCCGCUGUAAACCCAUACAAUGCAAUGGGAACAUUGAAAAGUAGGCAGAGGUGUGUGGCUACUGUUACUGUGACUUGGGCCGCUCUAAUAGCCAAUAAGAGCAACCGAGUGAUGCACUAAACCAGUGUGUUAUAUGUAAGUUACGAUACCGUGGGCUGCGCGGUGUCUGGGCUCGCACUGCUGCGCCACUCCUGUCCCAUGUGUCAUGCGCCGGUCUAAGGCUGACCGGAGCGUAUGAGUUACGUGCUGCACUGCACAUAAAGCAGUAU